Messenger RNA from Octodon degus (degu), 3213 nucleotides. RefSeq names its product phosphatidylinositol-5-phosphate 4-kinase type 2 beta (gene Pip4k2b). Lineage: Eukaryota; Metazoa; Chordata; Mammalia; Rodentia; Octodontidae. Bases 141 to 1385 code for a protein of 414 amino acids. The transcript has 10 exons. Gene Ontology annotation, biological process: phosphatidylinositol metabolic process. The record is from RefSeq and is a predicted model, not a curated record. Gene Ontology annotation, molecular function: phosphatidylinositol kinase activity.
GGAGGUAACGGGACGGGCGCGACCAUGGCGCGGUGAGGCCGCGGGUGGGAUUGGUCUGGGGAGGCCUGGGGCCGCUGGCUUGGGCGCUGUCGCCGCCGCCCCCUCUCGCUGCAGCCGCCGCCGCCGCCGCCGCCUCGGGCAUGUCGUCCAACUGCACCAGCACCACGGCGGUGGCGGUGGCGCCGCUCAGCGCCAGCAAGACCAAGACCAAGAAGAAGCAUUUCGUGUGCCAGAAAGUGAAGCUAUUCCGUGCCAGCGAGCCGAUCCUCAGCGUGCUGAUGUGGGGGGUGAACCACACGAUCAAUGAGCUGAGCAAUGUCCCUGUCCCUGUCAUGCUCAUGCCAGAUGACUUCAAGGCUUACAGCAAAAUCAAGGUGGACAAUCAUCUCUUCAAUAAGGAGAACCUCCCCAGCCGCUUCAAGUUCAAGGAGUACUGCCCCAUGGUGUUCCGCAACCUCCGCGAGCGCUUCGCCAUCGAUGACCAGGACUACCAGAACUCGGUGACACGCAGCGCCCCCAUCAACAGCGACAGCCAGGGCCGCUGUGGCACUCGUUUUCUCACGACCUACGACCGGCGCUUCGUCAUCAAGACUGUGUCCAGCGAGGACGUGGCCGAGAUGCACAACAUCCUAAAGAAAUACCACCAGUUCAUCGUGGAGUGUCACGGCAACACACUCUUGCCGCAGUUCCUGGGCAUGUACCGCCUGACCGUGGAUGGUGUGGAGACAUACAUGGUGGUCACCAGGAAUGUGUUCAGCCACCGGCUCACCGUGCACCGCAAGUACGACCUCAAGGGUUCUACUGUAGCCAGAGAAGCGAGUGACAAGGAGAAGGCCAAGGACUUGCCCACAUUCAAAGACAAUGACUUCCUCAACGAGGGGCAGAAGUUGCGUGUGGGAGAGGAGAGCAAGAAGAACUUCCUGGAGAAGCUGAAGCGCGAUGUGGAGUUCCUGGCACAGCUGAAGAUCAUGGACUACAGCCUGCUGGUAGGGAUCCAUGAUGUGGACCGAGCCGAGCAGGAGGAGGUGGAGGUAGAGGAGCGCGCAGAGGAUGAGGAGUGUGAUGACAGCGCAGGUGGCCCGCUCUGCUCCUAUGGGACGCCGCCAGACAGCCCCGGCAAUCUGCUCAGCUGCCCUCGCUUCUUCGGGCCUGGGGAGUUCGACCCCUCCGUCGACGUCUAUGCCAUGAAGAGCCACGAGAGCAGCCCAAAGAAGGAGGUUUAUUUCAUGGCCAUCAUUGACAUCCUUACACCAUAUGACGCGAAGAAGAAAGCUGCGCACGCUGCCAAAACGGUGAAGCACGGGGCAGGGGCUGAGAUCUCGACGGUAAACCCUGAGCAGUACUCCAAACGCUUCAAUGAGUUCAUGUCCAACAUCCUGACGUAGUUCCCUUAGACUCUGGCCUGAGCCGGAGCACAGGCGGCUGGGGAGGGCUCAGGAGAGGAUGGGAGAGGUGUGUGGGUUGGAAGGAGGGCGGGCAGAUGGUGGGGCUCAGCCUGUGACACUGAGGAGGUACAGCACCUUCUACUAACCUGUGACCCCCCCCCAUUUCGAUCCCAUGUCACCUUUAGGACACCUUGGGGCUAGUGGUGACUUGCCAGUUUAUUUGGGUUUUGGUCCUGGUCACUACCGUCCUGCCCCGCCCACCUGCCCGCCUCAUAGUCAUCCAGGUCCCUUCAGCUACUCCAGCCCUGCUCCCUCCGUGGCAUCUGGACUCUGAUUUCAUGGAUCGUUGUGGGCAACUUUACCUCCCUACUCUGGGUCCAGGUGAAGGUUCCUUUUGACUUCCACCUUCCUCCGGCCUGUCCUCCCCAGCAGAGGCAGAGGCCUCGGGCCGAGGAGCAGGGUCUCCACGGAGGGGUGGGACUGUCAACACACUCGGGCUCCUGGGCCCUCAAGCCCGCCUGCCGCCAGAAAGCGCCUCCAGCCCGGCGGCCCCGGGGUGUCUCGAUGCUGUCCCUUUGGUAACCCAAGAAACUGAUCGGGUCAGAUGCCGUUUUGUGCAAACCUGCCCCUCCUCAUGAGCCACGUGGCCGGCCUGUCGCCAGGUCGGAGUGCUGAGCACUGGGUGCUCUGCAACGCUGUCUCCUCGGCCCGAGCCCAUCUGCCAGUGGUUUCUCACCUGAGCAGUUUGAAGAACAAUGAGUCCCCACCUCGGAGUGUGGGGACAAGCCUGGGGCUGCUUCAGAGUUGCUUGAGGAUGGGCCCAGGGAAGCCCCUGGAAAGCCUGAUGUGGGACCUGCCCCCACGCAGCCCCUUCCUCAGGACGGGGCUUUCCACAGCCCUUUCAGGGUUCUUUCCCAUCCUCAGAGCACCGCCCUAGAAAAGCCCCCCAUUUCCCAAUGCUGUCACAGCAGCCAGUCCACUCAGAAGGACAAGUGACAUCUUCCCAGCCCCAUGCCAGGAAGUAGGGACUUGGCGUGAGAGGAGGGCACCCUGGUGGGUGACUCAGAGGUGUGAAGUUGGUUUGUGGAGCAUUGCAAGGAGCGGAAGGCUUCCUGGGGCUCCUGCCAUGUGGCCCUAGAGGCCGGGGACCUUGCUACACUGCAGAACUCGGGGAGCCCCUCUCUGGAGGGGUGGAGGCCAGACUGAAGCCAGCUCCAGGAAGGACAGAAGUGGCUCCAAGUGACAACCCAGAAGCACUUGGAACCACAUGACAGGGAAAGAGCUGAGACUUAGGAAUCACGAAGCAAUCACGUCGGGACUUGAUCUCCCCACCUCGGAAUCAGGAGCGAAGUUCUGGAUCUGCCCUCUGCCAGGCCCCGCGCCUCAGGCUCAGCAGGCCGCGUCCCCAGUGGCCUCGCUGCCCCUGGCCCCAGCCACAUUGCCAUACCAUGUCCCGGGCGUCACAUGUCCUGCCAGUUAUGUGACUACCAGGUAUCUAACUUGUUUAACAUGGAGUUUUUGUGGGUUGGGUUGUUUUUGUUUUUUUUUUUUUUUUUGUAUAUUGUUUACAUUUUGAGAGGUAGUGUUCUGUUUCAAAUGCUCUUUCUGUUUUUCUGACAGUAUUGUGGAUCGGGUCGAAAAAUUUGAGCUGUGGUUUGGUGGAUUUUAGAUUUUUUUAAAGGUCAUUCUUUGUGCUAUUUUCAAAACCUUGGGUCUGGCCCGCUGAUUCUUUUUUGGCAUUUGGAUGUUCAAAAGCUAUUUAUCUUGAUUUAUACAAGUUUUCUUUCUCUCCGUUUUGUAAUGAUAAAGAUGUUCUGUUUGGUCUGCA